UGCGAAGAGCCUCAAGAAAGGAUUUCUUGCAAUUUCAUCUGGACCGAAGAGGAACGAGGGCAAGACAUGGCACGUGGAGCUGUCCGACAAGUGCCAAGCGGUCCGUAACCACGCGUACUAUGCUAUGGCCGCUUGUGAGGGGAAUCCAACCAAGCUAAGAGAUAUUUUCAUAAACUGCGUAAACCAUUUUGAAGGUAAACACGAGAAAUGCAGCGAGGAAUCAAUUUGCAAAGAAAAUGGACAUGUCCCGACAACGCUGCUCGUGAAAGACCCGCUAGCGUCGGAACUUCUAACAAAAUUUCUGAAAUCAACAACCAUCUACAAGAACGCGGAAGAUUACGUAAAGUCGAAGGAUACAUUCUAUGUAGAGUCAUUCAAUAAUACUAUGCUAAUUUACCUCCAGAAGAGGAUUCAUUACCAGGACAGAAGCUACAAACUGAGGCAGAGCUUGGCACUCCUAGACUGGAAUGAGCAUGUUGGGCGAGGCUACACUUCACGUUACUCUAUUGAGGACUGUCGUCAUCCAGACCGGCAAGGCGGGAAAAGGAAGUACUUCAGGAAGACAUACAGCUUCGUUCAAAAGAUUCGGGAGUUGGUGCUUCGGUCUGCUGCCCUGGGAGAUGCCAGCACGGUGAAUGACGACUCCCUUGUGAAUGACGAGAGUGUAUAACUUAUAGCUCGGGACAUCACUGGACAAGGGACAGAAAAAGCCAUUCCGCGGACUCAAAGAUGUACCUGUAAUUAUUACGCAAAUAUACAAUUUUCAUGACAAUCUUUUGUCGUUGCCAAAUACAGAUGACACACAAGAGAAAGUGAACGCUAACCGGUACAUACGAUUGCGACA
Messenger RNA from Ixodes scapularis (black-legged tick), 844 nucleotides. RefSeq lists its product as uncharacterized. The transcript is spliced from 3 exons. Bases 125 to 670 code for a protein of 181 amino acids. NCBI's taxonomy places the organism in Eukaryota, Metazoa, Arthropoda, Arachnida, Ixodida, Ixodidae. The record is from RefSeq and is a predicted model, not a curated record.